Armigeres subalbatus is the source of this 3237-nucleotide messenger RNA. Its product is annotated as SANT and BTB domain regulator of class switch recombination. The transcript is spliced from 3 exons. Bases 179 to 2509 code for a protein of 776 amino acids. The record is from RefSeq and is a predicted model, not a curated record. NCBI's taxonomy places the organism in Eukaryota, Metazoa, Arthropoda, Insecta, Diptera, Culicidae.
GCCUGCGGACCGGAAGCAGAUACCGUUACCACGGGUAACCAAAACAACCCUUGUUUGAGUUGAUGACCCAGAAAAAUAUUUUCGUAUAACUUUCCGAUCAACGUUUUCCCAAUCGAUUAUUUUGAAAUUUUUAGUUUAGUGAUUUUUGGUACCUCUUCGAAGUGUAUAUUAGUGCGCUAUGGUGGACCAUGUAGAACAGAACCGUAACAGCGAGUCGAUUUCCAUGCACGACUUCCUUGAAUUUCUUAAAAUUACUUGUCAGGUUAAUGAUUCUUUCAAUAGCAGCAAGAAGAACCCUCCUCCCUUCGAUUACAAUCAGCUGGCUCGUAAUGAACUCGUCAACAGUGUCCAUAUCCGUCCAAGAGGGGCGGUUGAAGCCAGUUCCGCCAUAUCAGGAACUUCUCCAGCACGACAGACCAGUACAAAAAAAGAGGAUGGACCAAUGCAAAGGAAGGUGUUCAAAAAGAAAUCUGUUUCGCAUGCAAAAACUCAGAAAAAUAAACUAGAAGUGUCGGACAUGAUUCCUCCGAGGAAAGCAUUGGAUGAUUUAUUGAACGAGAAAUUGGACGAAGUGCUGAAUGAAGGGAUUUUGGAUUCGGUGCUACCGUUCAUAUGUCCCAACAAUGUUGCGACUUCAACCUGUGGCGGCCCUUCGUACAGCAAAGGUACCAAUCCAAAGCCGAUGGCGACUCAUCCGGUGGUGCAGAUUACCGCCAACAUCAAUGCACCGAAGGUGUCACGAGAUACCAACUCGCCGGAUAUUCAAAGCGGCGGUGGAGUCAAAAAAGCAGGACUUUCAGCCGUGGGAGACGUGUCGCAGAAUUUUUUAAUAGCGAGCAGCGCCAGUAAGGUGAACGCUAGAAGGAAAACAUCGAUAUCACAGGUGACCAUACCGGAUAGUCGAUCCGAACCGGAGGUUAUCAUUCAUGUGUGCGAUGAGGUCAAGGGAACAUCAAGGGAUUUCGCGUGUCCUCAGAAAUUGCUGAUAACGAAAAUGGGAUACUUUGCAGAUGUAACAGCCGGUCAACGAUUAGAAGACAUGGACAUAUCGGUACAUUGCGAUUUGCAAAUAUUUGAAUGGCUUAUGAAGUGGGUCAAAAAGGAUUCCAUGUCACAGGAGGAGUGGCCCGUAUUAGAUCCUUCAAACGUAGUGCCAAUACUCGUUUCGGCCAGCUUCUUACAAAUGGAACCUCUGCUGCUGGAUUGUCUAUCAUUCUGUCAUGCUAGGCUAAACGAGGUGGUGAAAGCUUCGGCAAAUUUAGCCUGUUUGAAUGAUAGCAUCAUAACGCGACUAGCUGCUAUGUUCACCAAUCUGGAACUAGAAAUGGUCAAGGACAAAAAAGACCGUAUUGCACCUCGAUUAUGGACCAAACUCAUCCAAAGUCUUUGCGAGAUAGAACCACAAGCUUUGCGCGGCCAUUAUGCAACCCUUGUGGGUAUGUUUCGUUGCUUAAGGUGCGGCAAAUUUUUAACCCAAACAGUCAGCACUUUCAUACACUGCGUUCCGCAAAACAUACGGCUCAAUCGAUGGGGUCAACUAAUUAGUUCGCACGUUAAGGAUCCAUCAUGGAACAUCACCAGUUAUGUGGCCAGUUUACACAAAGAAUUGCGGUCCUGGCGAAAGGUGUACUGGCGCCUUUGGGGACACUGCCACUUCCUAUAUUGUGCGAUUUGCGAUACACAUUUUGCGGUGUAUCAAAUGUUAUGGUGCCAGUAUCAUCCAGAGCAGCCGCAAUUCUUGGGACCUGCCGCUGAGGGAAGAGUAGCUGGUCCUGCUGGCCGAUACCCUUGUUGUGGCAAACAAGCUUAUCGAUACGAAACAUUGCCGGGUCCAACGGGUUGUCAAUUUCGAGAACAUACAGUCCAGGCUGAUACGGACCGAGACAGAGCGAUCCUGCAGCUGGCAAUGCAAGCCUCAGAAGGAGGAUGUCUUUACGAAACUGCCCCAUUCAAGCCCCCAAACUCUAUCAACGAUCCCUGGUGGAAUGGUAUAGGAAUUUUGCCACAUCGAUCCCGGCAAGGUUUGCUUCCAACAUUCAACGUGGAUGGCGAUGCUCCCAGUCGUGCUAAUCGAAAGUUCAUAGCUCGCCAACUGUCGCAGUCGGUUGCUGAAUCGGAAACGGAAACCGAUUCAGAGGAUGCCGAUAAAUCCGGCACCAUUCUGAGCCAUAGCUCCAGCAGCAGUAGCGAUGGAGGUGAAUCCGAAUACAGCAGUCCACGCUCGUUCCGUCCGAAGAAUGCGAAGCAGAAGCCCAAAAUAUCCUACGGUCGGCAUUGGGCUGGUGAUAUGUCGGCCCGCAGCAACCAGGAUAACCAGCGCGAGUUCGAGGAGCGCGCAAUGAAACAGAUCAUUGCGAUGGUUGGUAAGAAAACCGGCGGCGAACAAAAUCAGCAAUUUGUGACGUAUCAGCAAGGGGGCGCCUACAUCAAGCUAGAAUGCGAUUGGCGAGAGUCCAUGAAGCAGAAGAAUCUGGCUAGCAUCAAGUCCAAGGCGAGCGGCAUGAAAUGAUGAUUGUUCAUAGAUUUACGAGAGCGAUCACAAGAAAAAACCUUCUGAAUGAUUUGUGUUCAUCAAAGUCAAAAAGGUCGUGUCAGUGUUUUGUGUUCCUUUUGCUAAAUUAUUAGGUAGGUAGAUGUUAGAAUCUAAUACCCAAAUGCCGUUAGAAUAGUCCAACAACAUAAAUUACAAUACAUAUAAUGGAACCUAAACUUCAUUCUUUUGGUUUAGGUCACCCGAAGAUGGCAUAGAUUAGGAUGAUAAAGCAUAACAACCUUAUUACAGCACUUAUACUGCCGCUUUAUGUAGUCGCAAGUAAAUAACGACUAAACUUACAAAAAUCACACACAAUUUCAAAAGAGUGCAUAGUUGCUGAUGAAGAUUGAAGUAUGUGUGCAGAUUAGACUGGCCCAGAUUACUAUGGGGAGAAAAAAUGUUGUCGAAUUCCACGGGGCACCCCCCAGAAUUGUGUCUUUGGGUGAGAAAAUCAAUCUCUGAAAAUUUCAGCUCAAUCGCUUGUUGCAUAAGCUGGCGCAUUUGAUUUGAAGUUUGUAUGGGGAUUUCAGCCAAAAUGUAUAGGAAAAUACACCUCCGUCACUCAUUCGAUCUGGAAAUUGGUUCUGAUUGCUCGAUUGACCUCAGAAUUGCAAAAACGGCAGUUGGUAUGCUACAGAACAAUUUCACAGAACAUUGCAUGAUGAUUAAAUGAACUUUUAUAUAAUUUUGGUUUAUUAGGAGCU